Molecule: messenger RNA, 1359 nt
Organism: Quercus robur (English oak)
Lineage: Eukaryota; Viridiplantae; Streptophyta; Magnoliopsida; Fagales; Fagaceae
Exons: 3
Coding region: 1-1359 (452 amino acids)
Molecular function (GO): nucleic acid binding; RNA-DNA hybrid ribonuclease activity
Source: RefSeq, a predicted model, not a curated record
AUGGGGAGGAUUGCAAAGUGGGGCACAGUUCUAGGGGCUUUUGACAUCAAAUACAUGCCUUGUACCUCUGUCAAGAGUCAGGUACUGGCAGAACUCGUGGCCAAGUUCACUGAACCCCCAUUAGAAGAAACAUCAACGACACAGAACAUGGAUGGAAAAUCGGUUGGCACAAUCUUUCUACAAGAACCUUUAUUUUGGAAGGUAUACAUUGAUGAUGCGGCAAAUCAAAGGCGCUCUGGAGUGGGGCUAGUUCUGAUCUCACCCGAGAAGCUCACCAUAGAAAAGUCACUAAGAUUGGGCUUCUCAGCCAUGAAUAAUGAAGCUGAGCACGAAGCCUUGUUGGAGGGAAUGUCCAUGGUUCAAAGAAUGGGAGAAAAGGCAGUAAAGAUGUUCUUGGACUCAAGGUUAGUUGUCGGCCAGGUGAAGGGUGAACUAGAAGUAAGAGAUGAGAGGAUGCAAGGGUAUUUAAGUCAAGUUAGACAUCUGCAAUCAGGAUUUGAAUCCUUCACUCUUUUGUACGUCCCCAGGAGUGGAAACAUACACGCCGAUUCCCUAGCCAUGCUGGCAACCUCCUUAGCACAGAGCCUACCUCGGGUUAUCCUUAUAGAAGACUUGUGUAAACCCACAGAGAUAAAGGGACAAGCAGUUCAUGUUCACCAAAUCAGGAUAGGGCCCAGUUGGAUGGAUUCCAUAGUACCAUAUCUGAGAGAAGACAUCUUGCCAAAAGAUAAAUCAAAGGCUGAAAAGAUAAGGAGAAAAGCGUCUCGUUUCUGGCUAUCCGAGGACCAAAAAUUGUACAAGCGCUCUUUUUUUGGGCCAUAUCUACUCUGUGUUCACCCUAAAGUGACAGAGCUACUCCUCGAGGAGCUGUAUGAAGGAAUUUGUGGAAGCCACAUAGGAGGCAGAUCUUUGUCUCAUAGAGCCAUCACUCAGGAUAUAGUUGGCCAUUUCCCCAAAGCAGCAAGGAACAAGAAGUAUUUGCUGGUCGACACUAACUAUUUCACUAAAUGGGUUGAAACUGAACCUUUAGCAAAUAUCAGAGAUGUGGAUGCUAAGAAGAGAUACUGUUGUGAAUUGGGAAUUACGAACAUAUAUUCUACCUCGGCUUAUCCUCAGGGAAAUGGACAAGCCGAGCCUGUUAAUAAGGUCAUAGUGAGUGGAUUCAAGAAAAGGUUGGAUGAUGCGAAGGGAAAAUGGGUGGAAGAACUGUCACAUGUCUUGUGGAUGUAUCGAACCACGCCUCGCAGAUCAACAGGGGAGACCCCCUUUUCGAUGACUUAUGGAGCCAAGGCUGUUAUUCCCUUAGAGACAGGCUUCCCAACACUAAAGACCAACUUUAAUCCAAGUAGUAACAAUUAG